UGGAGAGGAUGUUCUCGCGUGUGAUGGGAGAUGGAAGACAAAGGCGCAGAUGGGAGUAUUGCUACAUGGCUGUGCGCUUCUUAUUUCUGUUGUGCUUCGGAAAACAGGUUUGCGCUCAGAUAAGGUACUCUAUUCCAGAGGAGGUGAAAGAAGGUUCUGUUGUGGGAUAUGUUGCUAAGGAUUUGGGUCUUGAUGUCAGUACGUUGGUGGACAGACGGUUCCGCAUCGUUUCUGGAUCUAACGACGCUUUUUUCCAGGUAAAUCAGCACAAUGGCGCCCUGUAUGUUCAGAAGAAAAUAGACAGAGAGGAACUGUGCGAUAGCAGCAGCUCCUGUUCAGUGAAUCUUAAACUGGUCGUUGAAAAUCCUCUCGAGGUCCAGUACGUCGGAGUGGAUAUAACGGACGUCAACGACAAUUCGCCUAAUUUUUCUGAAUUGGAGCAACAUUUUGAGAUAGCCGAACAUACGCCUACUGGCACGCGCUUCCAGAUACAGGCUGCGCGCGACGCAGACACGACAGUAAAUAGCGUGAAGUCUUAUAAUCUAAAUCAGAACGAUUAUUUCGAGAUCGAGACAAAGGAUAGGGAUGAGGAGAAAAUCCCAUUUUUAGUUUUGAAGAAACCACUAGACCGAGAAAGCAAAGCAGAGCAUAGGCUGCUCUUGACUGCAAUUGACGGUGGUAAUCCACCGCGAUCAGGGACUCUUAAUGUUACUAUAACUGUUCUUGACAGCAACGAUAAUCGUCCGCUGUUCAGUCAGGACACAUUUUCUGUAACACUACAAGAAAAUAUUCCAGGUGGUACAAUCGCGAUAAGAAUUAAUGCAACUGAUUUGGAUGAGGGCACAAAUGGUGUUGUUGAAUACACGUUUGGCAGAAACAUAAAGCAAAAAAUUCAUGAUAUUUUCAAACUGGACAGUAAGACAGGAGAGAUUUCUGUAAAAGGUUUACUGGAUUUCGAAGAUACUGAGGUUUACAAGCUAGAUGUGCAGGCCUCAGAUAAAGGCCAGCCACCACUGGCAGCGGAGUCCGUUGUUAUCAUUAAGAUUCAAGACAUAAACGACAACUCUCCUGAAAUAGAGGUCACUUCACUUAUCAGUGUUGUUCCUGAGGAUUCUAAACCGGGGACUGUAAUAUCGCUCAUCAGUAUUACAGAUAAAGAUUCGGGUAUAAAUGGCAAAGUAUUAGCGAGCAUCGCGGAUAACAUUCCUUUCGAGUUAAAAUCGUCCUUUCAAGAAAACAUGUAUUCUCUGGUGACAAAGGAACGAUUGGACCGAGAGCUCGAAUCACAUUAUGACGUCACAAUAACAGCCACAGACCUAGGAACGCCUAAAUUAUCAACUGUUAAAAAGUUGACUGUACAGGUAUCAGAUGUUAAUGACAACCGUCCUGAAUUCCCUCUAAAUCCCUUUGAGCUGUAUUUAGUAGAAAACAACGCCCCUGGCGCUUCCAUAUUCUCCGUGAGCGCCACUGACAAAGACCAGAACGAAAACGCUAUGAUUACAUAUCACAUAAUGAGAGGAGCUCCGUCUAGAGAUGACAUGACGUCAUUUCUGAAUAUUAAUUCUGAAACAGGAGUUAUUUAUGCACUGAAAAGUUUCGAUUUUGAAUCACUGAAAACGUUCCAGUUCCACGUGCUCGCUACUGACUCUGGAACUCCACCACUGAGCAGCAACGUCACAGUGAACGUGUUCAUUCUGGAUCAAAACGACAACGUUCCAGUGAUCUUAUAUCCAGUCAGCUCUAACGGAUCUGCUGAAGGUGUGGAGGAGAUUCCCCGCAAUGUGAACGCAGGACAUUUGGUGACUAAAGUGAGAGCCUAUGACGCAGAUAUAGGAUACAACGGCUGGUUAUUAUUUUCAUUGCAGGAAGUGAGUGACCACAGUCUGUUUGGUUUGGACCGCUAUACAGGACAGAUAAGGACCCUUCGCUCAUUCACAGAAACAGACGAGGCUCAGCAUAAACUGGUCAUACUGGUCAAAGACAAUGGCAACGUUUCACUUUCAGCAACAGCGACUGUGAUUAUCAAAGUUGUGGAGCCCAAAGAGGCUUUUGCCGCUUCUGAUGUAAAAAACGCAGUAAAAGAUGAAGAGGACAGCGACGUCACAUUUUAUCUGAUCAUCACUCUGGGCUCAGUUUCAGUGCUUUUUGUGAUCAGUAUCAUUGUGCUGAUUGUAAUGCAGUGCUCCAAAUCUACAGACUAUUCCUCCAAGUACUUACAAGAUACAAAUUAUGACGGGACACUGUGUCACAGCAUCCAGUACAGAUCAGGAGAUAAGCGGUACAUGUUAGUUGGACCCAGAAUAAGUAUCGGUUCUACUAUAGUCCCGGGCAGUAAUGGGAAUACUCUAGUGGUACCAGAUCGCAGGAGAAGGACUUCUGGAGAGCUUUUAGCACAGAGAGCUCAUUUAGGCGGAGAACGAGCUUGGCAACUCGUGGUGUUGUCCAUGGUGCUGAACUCCGACAUCAUUUUCGUUGAAGUGCAUUCAUGGCGAAGUGUGUGA
Molecule: messenger RNA, 2501 nt
Organism: Colossoma macropomum (tambaqui)
Lineage: Eukaryota; Metazoa; Chordata; Actinopteri; Characiformes; Serrasalmidae
Product: protocadherin gamma-A11-like
Exons: 2
Coding region: 9-2501 (830 amino acids)
Biological process (GO): homophilic cell-cell adhesion
Cellular component (GO): plasma membrane
Molecular function (GO): calcium ion binding
Source: RefSeq, a predicted model, not a curated record